This is a messenger RNA of Acanthochromis polyacanthus (spiny chromis), 4693 nucleotides long. It is a transcript of the gene cavin1a, whose product is annotated as caveolae associated protein 1a. The record is from RefSeq and is a predicted model, not a curated record. Lineage: Eukaryota; Metazoa; Chordata; Actinopteri; Pomacentridae. Gene Ontology annotation, molecular function: rRNA primary transcript binding. Gene Ontology annotation, cellular component: caveola; cytoplasm. Gene Ontology annotation, biological process: termination of RNA polymerase I transcription; transcription initiation at RNA polymerase I promoter.
CUUCCCCUUAGAGGAGUCAUGUCACCACAGGAGGUGGAGCCUGGAGAUAAUCUGCCCUGUGCUUGGGGACAUGGUGGGGUGGAGUCCCGGCGGCAGGGGGAGUCGUGGGUGGAGGGCUGGUGUUAGAAGGGAAAAGUCUGACUGGGUGGUUUCACAGGGAGCAGAGGCAUUUGAGUCAGGGCACACAUGCUUCAGCUGUGAGAGGCCCAACUCCCCUUGGCUGGCUGGCAUCCCAGAGCAGAGAGAGAUAGAGAGACCGAGGGCGAAGAGAAGUUAGUGUGAAGCUAAGUAGGAAGAAGAAACAAAGUGGUCGAUAAAGUUUGGAAGGAAAGAGAACGUAUUAGGACUGAGUGUGUGCAGCGGGGCUCCUGUGGGGUAGAUUCCAGUAGGGUAUUUUUAACCGUAGUGAGCGUUUGUAUUCACAGUUGACAGCGAUGGCAGAUGCAGGUGUCAAGAAGGAGCUCGCAGAAGUGUCUUACGAUGAUGACGAGGUCGCUCUGGUGGGAGCCGCCACAGAGCCGGCGGUGGAUGACGACGACCCCGCUGAGGAGGUGGGCCUGGUGCUGGCCACCGGCUCCGGAGACAAGAGUGAAGCUCAGAUGAACGGCGUCAUGGUCCUGUCUUUGCUGGACAAGAUCAUCGGGGUGGUGGACAAUCAGCAGACCCAGAACGGUCUGGAGGCCCGGCAGGAGGCCAUGGAGAAGUCCGUGUCGACCAUCCAAGGGGAGCUGGCUAAGCUGUCCAAGAACCACGUCGGCACGACCAACACCGUCAACAAAAUGCUGGAGAAGGUGCGCAAGGUCAGCGUCAACGUCAAGACGGUGCGCAGCAACCUGGAGAAGCAGGCGGGUCAGAUCAAGAAGCUGGAGAGCAACGAGAACGAGCUGCUCAAGAGACGCAACUUCAAAGUCCUCAUCUACCAGGACCAAGUGAAGCCACCAAAGGCAUCCAAAACCAAGACAGGAGAGGCAGUAGUUGAAGGUAAAGCAGUGGAGGGCCUCGAGCAAAUACCAGAGGAGGAACAAGAGGGAUGUCCAGCCAGUCUCAAUUCAGAUGAAGAGGUGGAGAUUGAGGAGAUUAUCGAAGAGUCUCGUACAAAACGCCUCCAGCGCACCACCAAACAGCAGGUGGACAACAUAAAGAAAGCCUUCUCCAAAGAGAAAAUGGAGAAGACCAAACUAAAGACCAAGGAGAACCUGGAGAAGACCAAGCAGAGAACCCGUGAGAACCUGGAGAAGACAAGACAGAGAACCCGUGACAACCUGGAGAAAACCAAGCACAGCCUCGAGAAGAAGAUUGGCAAGCUCGGGACCCGCAUGACUCCCAACCAGGAGCGCAGGGCGAAGAUGAAGACCUCCAAAGAGAAGGUGAAGAAGUCCCUCACCCCUGACCACACGGUCUACGCUCGCUCCAAGACCACCGUGUACCGUGUGCCCCCCUUUACCUUCCAUGUUAAGAAGAUCCGAGAAGGAGAGGAGGAGGUGAUGCAGAACACAGAGAUGGUGGAGGUGUCCGAGGCAGAGGUUCAGCCGGGCGGAGAGGAGAACGGGCUGGGUUUGCACGUGGAGGUGGAGGAAGGUGAGCUGGUGAGUGUAGACAGCCCAGAGAUGGAGGCUCUGUUGGCAGUGACUGAAGACUCUCAGCUGGUCAGCGUGGAGCCAGACCACCUAAAAAUGGCCCAACAUGAAUAAAGCCUCUUAGCUUCACAGGGCUGUGAUGGAAAAGAUGCAAGGAUGAUGUAGGAAACAGUCGUGGUAGGUGGAAGAGUCUAAUCACAAGGACACAGCAAUGGUCGUGGGGACUUCUUCGAUGUGAUCAAAAUCAAUGACAACUUACUUGUUUUCUUUUCUCUUUUUAUUUUACCCAUGAGGGAUAACUUUCAUAUUUGCUCAUAUUUAGCAAACAAAUAAUAAAAUAAAAACAAAAACAAAGCUAGCUUUUGAAGUAUCCUACAGGCUGACUGGUCAUUCUAGACUUUUACAUCCAGAGUAUUUGCUGUUUGUUUGAUUCAUUGUGUGGCUAUGAGAAAAAAAAACAUCUUUGCUAUGAAGACGUCAUGUUUAGCAUUUCCUACGUAUCACAUGCACAUUCAUAUGUAUGGUAAAAGAAAGUUGCUGAGAAGAUGUAUUGUUCCAAUGAUAUAAUGGAUGGUUUAAGUAUAGAAGUGUGCAUGUGUGAAACAAAAAGUAGGCAAGUAGGCCUGCAGAAUAAUACAGAACUGAGAGUGCUGGAGGAGAGGAGUUGAGUGUAUCUGGACUUGAACUAAAGGAUUUACAAAAAGCAAAAAGUUUUUUUUCCUGACAACUACUUUGCCAGAUGUUGCAAUGUAAUGUUUGUCAGUAUUAAAGACUGAAGUGGAAAUGACUGAAAAUAGAUGUAUAAUGUCUAAAAACAAAUAUUGGGAGCACUGAAACACUGACAAAUUCAACUAUCACGAUGUUUAAACAUAUAUAAGACUACACUAAAUAGGAAAAGAUGCUCGUUUUAAGACCUCACUUCUUGCCGUUAUUAACUUGACAGACAUUAAGUCAUUAUUCUUUUUGUACAUGUUCUGUGUUUUGGUGGAAAAGGUAGUGACAAACAAUCAUACAGUCCCUAAAGAACCUGUUAUUGAAUGUUCAGUUAUACUAUGUGUUCAUGGGGGAAAUAUGUUGUGCUACUAUAUUCUUGUUUCCUGAUUUGGUCGCUCAUUAAAACAUUUCAGCUGUAAUGUAAUGAAAUACUUACAGUUGACGAUAAUGAAAUCGAGAAUGUAACAUUUGCUGCUGUGUAUUUUAUCAGUGCAUGCUUGAAAUCAUGGUUUGAUCAUCACUUUACUGUUUUGAUGUACAUUUUUUGCAUCACAUAUGUUGGACAUAUUGUACUCACUAAGUUUCACUUGGCGCACUGCUGCACAGAGGAGAAUAAAAAUGACUGCGUCACCAUGGCCACAGCUCAUCACAGUACUUUUGCAUGUCCCUAUUAAAUUUCCCCAAAGUAAUUGCAGGCAGAAAAAGGAUGAUCUGAAAGGCAAGAUGACGGUUUAAUGACUAUGUAACAGGUUCAGAGGAAAAUGUCAUCCUAAUUGCGGUUGAACGAAGACAGCACACUGCCAGGUAUUAUGAAUGGAUUGACACUUUGAUAAAUGUCAGAACGCCGCUACAGUAUAAUCCUGUCCAGAAACAUUUUUGCAGAGACCAGAUGGAAUCUUGUGGACUUCCACUGGAUUAUAAAAGGAGCACAGCCCUUGAAAAAGCCAUCUGAUCAUAAAUCAUGACAUAAAGUUGUCAUUAUAAGAUAGAGAUGCAUGCAGGGUGCGAAGGCAGUAUUGCAGUUGAAAUUAUUCUAAAUAUCAAUCCAUUCUUUCUCUAUACACUGCUUUAUCCUCACUAGGGUCACGGUAGGUGCUGGAGCCUAUCCCAGCUGACUCGGGCAAAGGCAGGGGACACCCUGGACAGGUCACCAGUCUGUCACAGGGCUACAUAUACAGACAAACAAUCACACUCACAUUCACACCUGCGGGCAAUUUAGGGUUAUCAAUUAACCUCAAUAUGUUUUUGGACUGGGGCUGCGCAGUCCAAUAUGCUGAGGUUAAUUGGCUACUCUAAAUUGCCCGUAGGAGUGAAUGUGAGUGUGAUUGUUUGUCUGUAUAUGUAGCCCUGUGACAGACUGGUGACCUGUCCAGGGUGUCCCCUGCCUUUGCCCGACUCAGCUGGGAUAGGCUCCAGCACCCCCUGCGACCCUAGUGAGGAUAAAGCGGUGUAUAGAGAAUGGAUGGAUGUUUUUGGACUGUGGGAGGAAGCCAGAGUUCCCGAAAAAAAACACGCAUGCACAGGGAGAACAUGCAAACUCUAUGCAGAAAGAUCCCAGGCCCAGGCUGGGAUUUGAACCAGGGAUCUUCUUGCUGCAAGGCAAAAGAGCUAACCAUUACUCCACUGUGCAGCCCUAUUCUGAAUAUGACAAGACCAAUGUUUAAUCAUAGCCACAUUUGGCCAUGCAAGGCGCAAGUCUCCAAGACAGGAGCAAUGCGAAUGUGUGGCUUCUAUUUUCCUCCCUGGAGAGGAGGUGUGACCUUGAUGUGGCGCAGGCAAACACGGACACCCACUGUGUAGCAUGGAACACCAUUAAAAUAAUCAAUGGGCAGGGGAAAAUGCAAUUAAGUAGAGUGCUCUCUGUGAGCACUGAGCAGGGUAGGGAACAGUGAGAAAGACAGAGAACAAGGAUGCUUGUCUGAAUGUGUGUGUGUUUGCGAGUGUGUUGUAUGUGCAUACCAUUUGCACGAGCAUGAAGUGGAAGUGUCAUAGAAUUAAAAAAAGAAGUCAGUUAUAGCCCUGUAAAAUCCUAUAGGCUUUGAAUUUUUAUAGCAUUGUUUUUAUGACUUUUUUGACACAAAUAUUUAAAUAGUCUCAGCAACACCUGUAAGAUAUUGAUCCCAUUGAUGAAAUGUGUGAUUUUGCCCUCAUGUAUAUUUUGCUUUGUUUUAAGCUACUGGUUAUUCUAUAAAAUAUUAAGCCAGACUGCUAUAAAUGUGAUUUAGACCAUGCACUGUCUAUGUAGACAGAAAUGAAAGUAGCCACACUGCUGCAACAUAUAGUUGCUCUUGGUGUUGCUGAUUCAUACUGAAGUAAUGCAGCUUGCCUGAUUCUGUUGUGUUUAAGGUUCAUUUUUGCCUAACCAUCUCAUUAUAAAUAAAGGCUUGCUGAAUAAUAAAGUG